Coniophora puteana RWD-64-598 SS2 is the source of this 3762-nucleotide messenger RNA. RefSeq lists its product as uncharacterized. Gene Ontology annotation, cellular component: RNA polymerase II, holoenzyme. Gene Ontology annotation, biological process: mRNA 3'-end processing. The record is from RefSeq and is a predicted model, not a curated record. Gene Ontology annotation, molecular function: RNA polymerase II complex binding. NCBI's taxonomy places the organism in Eukaryota, Fungi, Basidiomycota, Agaricomycetes, Boletales, Coniophoraceae. The transcript is spliced from 24 exons. The coding region runs from base 1 to 3762 and encodes 1253 amino acids.
AUGAACAGACCUACAAGUAUGGAACUCGAGUACAGCGUCUCCCCCGGAACUCGGACAUGCAUGCGACACCUCCCGUUGAUAUUCCCGCAUACCGAUCGCGGCGCCGGUUUUGUCGAAAUCAGGAAAAUCGACGGCAAGUGGGAGUUCCGUGCUGUUGAAUGCAGCCCGGAUGCCGUUCGCUACUUCUGGCGACGCACCGACGAGAUUGCCACUGUGAGGGCCGAGCUCAUUCGGAGGUACCAUGCGGAUAAUGCUGCAUUCCAAGCUGGUAUUUUCGAGACGCUUCGGGCCGGAGCCUGCGUCUACACGGACGCAUACGACGCUGCCCAAACUCUCGCUUUCACCCUCAACCGCGUUGCUGAGGGUAGCAUCGACGUGACCGACAAAAAGCGCGCCGAGGAUAAGGGGCGCUUGGAGUUCGGCAACAUCUGGCUGAAGCCUGAUGUGUAUACCCACGUAGUACAUUCUGAAAAUCUUUCCUCACAUAAAUCCCGCAUCUGCACGUCUUGUCCACAACAAAUAGAAAGUCUCGCAAGCAAGUACCCCAUUAGCCGCGACAUGCUAGAUUCGCCCUCUAUUCAUCUACAACCUUCAAAUAUAAUAACCAUGGGACGCCCGCGUCUGUAUCAUACAGAAGAAGAGCGCACUGCUGCAAAAAGGCGGGCCAAGCAGGACUAUUACUUAAAGAAUAAGGAGAAAAUCAAUGAAAAGCUUCGUCAUAAAUAUGCAGCUUCAGCCCAUAUGAAAUCGCGCUCGCGGGCGUCGACCAACGACCACUCCAUCCCUCCAGUUGAGCCGCCAACUUUGGGCGCAACGGUGCCUGUGCCAAUAGCCGCCAUCUCGCCGCGUACUUCGGGGAGCUCGGCACAGGUAAUGGGCCGAACCACCCGAACACGUGCCACCUCUCCACAAGGCGGUCGUGAUGCGGCUUACCGUCCACACCUGUUGGACAUAUCAAGGAUCUCAGAUCGCUCUUUGGGUAGGGGCCUGUACAGCCAAAUAUUGCAGAUUGACGCCGAUUUGGUACAGUGCACCGGUGGCUCGUUUUCCGAUUUUUUCGAACGGAUCGUCCACAUGUCACGCCCAGAUCGCGCCAUCGAGUUCUGCGAAGAGAAAAUUCUAGAAAUCGAUCAAAUCCUGACAAAAAUGACAACAAUCGAGGCUGAGGUUCUUCAGCAUCGGGGGGUAGACUCAACACUGGAUAGAGUGCGUGAAGUCACUGCUGUGCUUUGGGCGGUGACACGUGCGACUGAGGAGGUUUAUUCAUAUGUUUUGGAGGGUAACUUCAUAGAACUGCGAGAGUUAUUCUCGGCUGAUGAUUCUAUCCUUGGGUUUGGGUUCAACCUUAGCUCACAAUUCCUCAUGUCUCGAAUGGGAGGAAAACCCUGGCAUCGAACGGCCGAACAAGAAGCUUUCAUCAACAAACACAAGGACGCGUUCAUCGCGUGCAUCCCCUCUGGCGUCUAUGACACAGUCUGGUGCCGCGUGUUUCCCGGCUGGGAGCAUGAGUGGCCCGAGCGGAAGCGGCUGUUCCCUGACGUUGUCAAGCUGGACAAGGAGCAGGAGGACAAGGUCAAGAAGGCAAUCAAGAAGCGUCGAAAGCAAAUUAAGUCGCUUAUGCGCAGGCGUUUUGGCGACACUCCUACGCGCGCUGCCUCCACGGGAGCCAAGUUCAUGUACAGCGUCUUCAAGCGCCAUACACGUAGCCUCCGCGCUCUCGAGAUCUACAGCACCAACUAUUACGAGGAGCGUGCUAAAGAGAAGAUUAGCCUCCUCUUCGAGACGGAGUACGGCGGCAAGCCAGGGGAAAUCCCAGACUUCGUCCUUCGUAACAAGCUCACUGCCAAGGUUUUCGAUCAAGAAACCGACGACAUCAAAGAGGAGGUCGCUCGCCUUGUUGAGGAGGAUAAGAACGAUCAUUCGUCAUCUACUCCCGAGCCUGGAUCCAUCGUUCAAAGGAGCAUGGACGAUAUGACCUAUGCAAUGUCUACUAUUGCGAAGGCGUUCUGCGCUGCCACAGGUGGUGGCCCAGACCCGGAUCGACCUGGCGAGAUCAAGACGUUCAGCUUCUCCUUUGGCGAGGCUGAUGUCAAACGGUCGUUCAUGAGGGUCCUCCCCGGAUUCUACGCGGAUUUUGUGGUCCCUUACAUCGCUCAUAUCACUCACGAAAUCAAGGAGAGAGACGCUCGUCCGACCGCUCAACAGGACGAAGAGGGCGAUUCCUCCUCGCCUGAGGUCAGCUCGUCUGGUUCGCUUACCCCCGAGGACGGCACGCCUUCCUCAUCAGCCUCACAGGACGACUCUUGUCGCGCAGAUGACGACGCACUUCCAUCUUCGUUGAGCCCGGAAAAGACAGCCGAUCCCAAGGAGGACGCAGUCGCCAUGUCCACUGAUGAGCAAUCGCCCCCAGAGGUUGCUGAGUCAUCGACACUUAACAGCGCCACUCCUCCGGCACCCGUCCAGCCCCAGCUCCCGUCUCCUGCACCUGUCCCACAGCCUCAGCUUUCGCCUCCUGCACCCGUCCCUCGACCCCAGCUCCCGUCUCCUGCGCCUGUCCCACAGCCUCAGCUCUCGCCUCUUGUACCCGUCCCUCAGCGCCAGCUCCCGUCUCCUGCACCUAUCCCACAGCCCCAACUCUCGCCUCCUGCUCUCAUCUCUCAGUCCCAGAUUAUCCCAGUCUCCGAAACCCGACUCACCUCACCCGUGCCUACACCCCAACCUAUGGCAGGCAACGUCGAUGGCUCUGGCAUAGGUCGCUCGUCUCCUAUGACAAAUCAGGUGACCAUUACGGUGGAGCCCUCAUUUUUCGACUACAAACAGAUCACGGACCUGCCAAGGAACGUUGUUUACCCGGAAGCGGUCUCGGAUUCGUCGUCUUCUGGUCCAAGCUCUCCUAGUGGUAGCUCCGAGUCUUCUCAGCAGCAGCAGGAGUGGUCUUCUGGCGGAAUGUAUCCGGUCCACCAAAACGGCGGUUAUCAAUUCCAGCAGAACGGCUACCCGGUGCAGCAGAACAUUGGCUAUCCGGCGCAGCAGAACAUUGGCUAUUGGAUGCAGCAGAACGUCGGCUAUCCGAUGCAGCACAACGCCAACUACUUGAUCCAACCCCAACAUAUCGCCGAGUCAGCCGCUGACCAUUCAUCGGUACCCUUGUUCCUUCCAGACGACCAGGAUACCGUCCACGGCGCCAAUUUCGAGCUGUUCGACGCGUUCCUCCAGAGUACUGGAGUGGUGACAGGCGUCUCGGAAUUUACGGCUACAGAGAACGAAAUACAGCCAUCUGGCUAUGCGUCGGAGCACCUGCCCGCCUACUCAAUUGGAUCGGCCACUCAGCAGCCGAAUCAGGCAAGCGCCCUGUCAGAUGGCGCAGCCACCUGGCAGGCACCGCAAGAUGCGGCCCCCCGACCCGACACCUCGGAGCCAGCGGCGCCAACAGAGGGUGCCACACAUCCGCAGUCGACGGACGGCAGCGCACGCAGGGGGGGCCGGAGCCGCAAGCCUGCAACAUGGCAGGCUCAGGCAAACAAGAUCGGCGGCGGGUCAUCAAAGAAGCGAAAAGCUGAUGACAGCGAGGGGAAUGGCCGCGUCAAGCGGUCAAAAGUAGCUACGAGCAACGAUGCCAUGUCAAGUGCUGUCAGAGGGCUGCGACAAUGUGGGCAAGAAACGCAGUUCCACGCGUUGUCGAAAUAUGAGGGUCCUUUCCCCCACCGCAAAAUGUAUCUGCCAAGUCCGAAAGCGUCCGCCGAGUCCGACCUCAACCUGUAG